This is a messenger RNA of Pristis pectinata (smalltooth sawfish), 1089 nucleotides long. It is a transcript of the gene pdyn, whose product is annotated as prodynorphin. Gene Ontology annotation, cellular component: neuronal cell body; axon terminus; plasma membrane. Gene Ontology annotation, molecular function: opioid receptor binding. The record is from RefSeq and is a predicted model, not a curated record. NCBI's taxonomy places the organism in Eukaryota, Metazoa, Chordata, Chondrichthyes, Rhinopristiformes, Pristidae. Gene Ontology annotation, biological process: neuropeptide signaling pathway; sensory perception; chemical synaptic transmission.
ACGACUUCUCGAAGCUGAACUGUGACAAGAAGUCUGGACGGGAUCGACUACACACCGUGUAUCUUUCGUAGAGGAAACCUGCACUCGACCACUAAACUACAAAGAUCCCGACCUCUUUAUUUUGCUCUCAAAGAAUAUCCAGGGUGAAGAUGGAGUGGAGUAUGUUUGUUCUGGCGUUGUCGCUUGGUUCGCUUUACACGGUCCACGGUGACUGCGUCAAAUGGUGCUCGGCGUGCAACUUGGUCCUGGAUAGUUCGAUCAAGCCACUGGCAUGCACUUUAGAGUGCGAAGGGGUGGUGCUGUCGACUGAUGAGUGGGAAAAAUGUGACAGGGCACUUCAGUUGUACAACUCUGAGCCUUUGGGUAUUGUAGAUAAAGUUCUUGCUGACCCAGUAACUGAUGAAAAGGAAGUUAAAAGUCUAGAGGCACUUACUGGAACACAGCACAAUGGUUUUGCAAAACGCUAUGGAGGUUUUAUGAAAAAAGUUGACAAGAGCAGAGUUUAUGCUCAAGCUUUGGCUCAAGAAAAUGCAUAUCAAGGACCAAAUCUUAAAUAUGGAGGCUUGCUGCAAAAGUUCGGUGAGAAGGGAUGCAUCUGACUUGGGAGAGGAGCUCACAGGAGCUUACAACUGCAAUGGGAAAAUAUGCAGGCAGACGAUGAUGACACUCCCUCAACAGAAGAGCUAAAACGCUAUGGAGGAUUCAUGAAAGGCUAUGGCAACAAAAGAAGUGAGGAGCUGGCGGAUGAGGAGAAUCAAAAUGUGGAACUGCAGAAAAGAUAUGGAGGCUUCAUGAGAAAUGGUAGACCAAGAUAUAAAUGGGAUACAAAGAGAUAUGGCGGUUUCCUGAGACGCAAUUUUCGGGUUUCACUGAGGUCAGAUGAUGGUGAGGCCAAUGAUUACACUGAAGAAGCUUCAGACUUAUAAAACAGCCAAAGUCAUCUGAGUCUUGAUGUGAGAGUGUAGACUGCCUAAAUAGAUUCCGUAUUUAAACCCUAAAUGUAUUGUUUGAAUGCACAAAUAUUUUUGCUAUUAUGUUUACACUAGGCUGGCUAAAAUAGCAGUUGAGCAAAUUGAUUCUUGUACUCUG